AGCUCGUGUAGUACUGCACUACACCAGCUCCCCGAACCGCUCGGUCGUUACCACGGCGACGACCAAAGCAAUGCUGUGAUUGGUGGGCUGCGAAUGAUGUCACCCGUUAAUAGGGAAUUCCGCCGGGCGCCUUGUGAAAAGUCCCAGUGCUGAGACCGCGACUCCGCCGUGCUGGGAAGUUUCUCUCAUCUCCACUCGCUGACUUUGUGUUUUCAGUUCAUUUAUUUAUUACUUAUGCGUUCUUUUUGAGAGAAGGUCGUACCGGAAGUGCACUCUUUAGUCAACAGAGUCAAAGUCCCGAGGUUGCAGCAGUCUGAGAUAAAUACGUCAGUUCACAGAUAAAGAAGAUAGGAACUGAAUGAAGUCGUUCAUACGAUUAGUUAGCACAAACAGCUGUAGCUCUUCUGAGCUACAUCCUGCUUUUUCAAUCCACACCACUGAAUCAUUUCCCUUUUUUUUGUUGCAUCAAUGAAACGCUCUUCCAUGUUCUUUUACCUCCAGCAGAACUCAAAAGUGAAUAUAGGUGAAUCUCCUUUUGUAACAUCCUCCAAAGAAUGUAAUGAAAUGUAUGAAUAUAUUUAGGACCGGUUUGUCAUAGAGGUUUUUCAUGUUUCUUACAGUCAGACGAAAUGUCUAGCUCGUUACAGAGCAUAUGAAGUUCACUGAUAAUCCAAUUGUUUUCUUUCCCACACUACAUAAAUCUUAAUCCUGUGUCAAUAAUUAACCACAAUGGGUACAUUGUUAUCAGGUCUGAACUCCUCCUCAGAGCGCUUGUUUUUAUUCUCCACGCUGAUCUGCAUGGCCGUGUACUUUUAGAUGGAUUGACGUCAUCACUGCUUACGCCACAGACAGAUCAGUGACAGGCUCGUGUGCUGGGCUCACUGUCCAUGAGUCCUUGAGGACACCAAAUACUAUCUUUAAAUAGAUACGCACUUUAAAUAUAUAUACUGUCCCCCCACCCCAUGCAAGGUGCACUCUGCUGUCUGCAGAGAGACAGUUCUUCUCUCUCUCUCUCUCUCUCUCUCUCUCUCUCUCUCUCUCUCUCUCUCUUUAAGCAGUAUGGAGCUUUGCACUAGUAAGUGUGUGUGUGUUUGUGUUUGUUAGAAAGCAGAAAUGCACCCAGAUCCCUUGGAGGCUGUUAUACGGGUCGAGGGUUUGCCCCUGUCCUGCCCCGAGAUCCAGCCCGACUUAGAGGAGGACGAUCUUGACUAUGAGACAAAGAGACGAGGGAGAUACCGUCACAGUUUGCACUUACUGAAGCCUUUCAGGAUCACACACAAGCAUCAGCACCCUGUGGACAAUGCAGGCCUUUUCUCCUUCAUGACCCUGCACUGGCUCUCUCCGCUGGCAUGGAAAGCCCACAAAGCUUCGUCCCUCCUGAUCGAGGACAUGUGGGGCCUGUCCUGCCACGAAGCCUCCGAAACCAACUGUCACAGGCUGCAGGCUCUGUGGCAAGCGGAGCUGAAGAGAAAAGGCAGAGAUGGAGCGUCUCUCUGCCGGGUUUUCUGGAGGUUCUGUAGGACACGCUUGCUGGUGGCGUUGCUCUUUCUGCUCAUAUCCACAGUGACUGACUUCAUCGGACCUGCUCUGCUGAUCCGAGCGUUGUUGGAGUAUUCUCAGAGUUCAGAGGUGUGGCUGCCAUAUGGCCUGGCUUUGGUUGGAGGUAUAUUCAUCAUUGAGUUGAUUCACUCUUGGACUAUGGCUCUCGUGUGGGCUAUUAAUUACCGCACAGCCUCACGCCUGCGAGGGGCAGCGCUCACGUUUGCCUUCGAGAAAAUCCUACGUCUGCGCAGCACUAAAGAUAUCAGCACAGGGGAGCUGAUAAACAUUUGCUCCAGCGACGGUCAGCGGCUGUAUGAUGCCGUAUCAUUGGGCUGCCUGCUGGGUGGAGGACCUCUGGUGGGGCUUCUCGCCCUGUCCUACAACACCUACUUCCUGGGACCAGCCGCAAUUAUUGGCUCUAUCAUCUUCAUCAUCUUCUAUCCAUUAAUGAUGCUGUCCUCCCGGCUGACAGCCCACUUCCGCAAGAAAUGUGUGGUAGUCACGGACCGGCGUGUCAGACUGAUGAAUGAGAUCCUCAACUGCAUCAAGUUCAUUAAGAUGUACUGCUGGGAAUCCGCCUUCGCCGGCAACGUCCACAAGGUUCGAUCAGAGGAGAGGAAAAUAUUGGAAAAAGCCGGUUUAGUUCAAGGUCUCACCACUGGCGUGGCUCCCAUCAUUGUUGUGAUUGCCAGCGUGUGUACGUUCACUCUGCACAUGGCCCUGGGCAACGAUCUCACUGCAGCACAGGCCUUCACUGUUGUGGCUGUCUUCAACUCAAUGACUUUUGCCCUAAAGAUUACACCCUUGUCAGUGCGUAGUUUAUCAGAGGGUGCUGUCGCCGUUAAGAGAUUUCAGAGACUCUUAAUGAUGGAGGACCAGGAGGUCAUAUUAGGCAAAAUGGAGGAUCCUGAGAAUGCUGUGGAGUUCAGAGAUGCCACGCUGGCAUGGAAUAAAGCUCGGCCCCCGCCGGCCAAAAGGGCAAAGCCACAGCCGGGCCAGAAAAGAGGAGGCAUGCGUCGAGUGCUCCGGAGGGAGAAGCUGAGUCUCUACAUUAGCUCAGAGGACGAGAAAGCAAAAGGAGGCCCGGAGCCCAAUGCUGAGCAUCUACUCACGCACAUGGAGCAGGAGAGCCCACAGAGCACUAUCUCCUCCACCCAGAGUGUGCGUCCACCGCUGCACAAAACCCUGCACCGCGUCCAGCUCACAGUCCGCAAGGGUGCGUUGGUAGGAGUGUGUGGUGCUGUGGGCAGUGGGAAGAGCUCAUUGCUGUCUGCUCUCCUGGGACAGAUGACCUUACUCGGGGGUUCAGUGGCAGCGAACGGGGGCUUUGCCUACGCUGCUCAGCAGGCCUGGAUCCUCAACAGUUCCCUGAGGGAGAACAUUUUGUUUGGGAAAGACUAUGUGGAGGAAAAGUAUAAUGCUGUGCUGGAGGCAUGCUGUUUAAUUCCUGAUAUCACCGAGCUACCUUAUGGCGAUAUGACUGAGAUUGGGGAAAGAGGAGCCAAUCUGAGUGGGGGUCAAAGGCAGAGAGUGAGUCUUGCCCGGGCACUUUACAGUGACAGACCCAUCCUGCUGCUGGAUGAUCCCCUCAGCGCCGUGGAUGCUCACGUGGCUUCCCAUCUCUUCCACAGUGCCAUUCGCAGUGCAGCAGGGGAAAAGACCGUUAUAUUUGUUACACACCAACUGCAGUACCUGGCUGAGUGCGACGAGGUGGUGUUGAUGAAGGACGGGCAGAUUGCGGAGCACGGCAUGCAUGCCCAGCUGAUGGCCCGAGGUCGUGACUAUGCCACGCUUUUCACCAGUAUACAGCAGGAGAACCUAGUGAGGAAAAACUUGAAAAACCAGCAGGGGGGAGAGGAGAAGGACUCGCCGCUGUGCGCUUCUGUCAUCAGUACGGCAGCAAAGCAGCCCGCUGAGAGUACGAGAGGAGACCAGCUCAUGCAGGCUGAGGAGAAGGGCCAUGGGGCGGUCACCUGGGCUGUCUACGCUACAUACAUCAAGGCUGCCGGAGGACCCCUGGCCUUCAUUAUCAAUGUCCUGCUUUUCCUCCUCACCACAGGCAGCAUAGCCUUCAGUAACUGGUGGCUCAGCCACUGGAUCAAGCAGGGCAGCGGGAAUGAAACAGUAUUACACGGGAACGAGAGUGUGGUGAGCAACAGUAUGCGACUAAACCCCCACCUUCAGUACUACUCCAGCAUCUACGCCCUGUCCAUGGGAGUGUUGCUGAUCCUCAAGAGUGUGCGGGGCGUCGUGUUCGUCAAGUGUACCUUGCGGGCAGCCUCGGCUCUACACGAUAAGCUGUUUAAGACUCUCCUCCUCAGCCCAAUGCGUUUCUUUGAUACGACUCCCCUAGGACGCAUCCUCACUCGGUUCUCCAAAGACAUGGAUGAAGUGGAUGUGCGUCUGGCCAUUCAGGUGGAGUUGCUGCUGCAGAACAUGACAUUGGUGCUCUUCUGUCUAGGAGUGGUGUGCACUGUUUUUCCAUGGUUCCUGUUCUCCAUCAUCCCUCUCGCGGCCUUCUUCUACAUCAUCAAUCGCAUCUCUAGGGUGCUGAUUCGUGAGCUGAAAAGGCUGGAGAACAUCAGCCAAUCGCCUUUCAUCUCUCACCUCACCAGCAGCCUUCAGGGUCUGUCUACUAUCCAUGCUUAUAGCAGGGGGCCAGACUUCCUUCACAGAUAUCGGGAGCUGUUGGACACUAACCAGGCUGCCUACUACCUAUUCAGCUGUGCCAUGCGCUGGCUUGCAGUGCGUUUAGACCUCAUAAGCAUUAUACUCACCUCCGUCGUGGCUCUAUUGAUCGUUAUCAUGCACGGACAUAUCUCUCCAGCGUACGCCGGUCUGGCCAUCUCCUAUGCCGUUCAGCUGACAGGUCUGUUUCAGUUCACGGUGAGACUUCUGUCUGAAACGGAGGCUCGAUUUACAUCAGUAGAGAGGAUCAAUCAUUACAUCAAGAACCUGGAGACGGAGGCACCUCAGCAGAGCAGAGACGCCUCUGCCCCUGCGUCCGAUUGGCCACAGAAGGGUAGCAUCAGCUUCCAGGAUGUGGAGAUGCGCUAUCGGCCCGAGUUACCCCUGGCUCUGAAGAACCUCACCUUCAGCGUUCUCCCAGAGGAGAAAGUGGGCAUCGUCGGCCGGACCGGCUCAGGUAAAUCUUCACUUGGUGUAGCACUUUUUAGGCUAGUGGAGCUCAGUGGGGGAUCCAUCAUCAUCGAUGGUGUCAACAUCACUCACGUAGGCCUGGAAGCCUUGAGAAGCAAGCUGUCAGUCAUCCCCCAAGAGCCUGUUCUCUUCCUUGGUACUGUCAGGUCAAACCUGGACCCGUGGGGCCAGUACACGGACGCACAGGUCUGGGAGGCGCUAGAGAAAACGCACAUCAAAGACAUGGUAAGCCAGUUGCCUCACGGCUUUGACUCGGAGGUGACGGAGAACGGAGAGAACUUCUCAGUGGGAGAGCGGCAACUGCUGUGUGUGGCAAGAGCAUUGCUCAGACACAGCAAGAUUUUGCUUUUAGAUGAGGCAACGGCAGCCAUUGACACAGAGACAGAUCGGCUCAUUCAGGAGACCAUCCGGACCUCUUUCAGAGGCUGUACCACGCUAGUCAUCGCUCACCGCCUCAAUACUGUCCUCAGCUGUGACAGAGUUCUGGUACUGGACAUGGGUCAGAUCCUGGAGUUUGACAGCCCACCAAAUCUGCUGGCGAACGAGAACUCGUGUUUCCGUGCCAUGAUGGAGGCAGCGAACAGGACUGCCGGCCAUUCGGAGAGAUCCUGAGCAGCUGUUGGGCACGCCACUGGACACAAGACUGAGCUCCCGGCCAAACCUCGCCUCACAGCAUGAAGCUGCUGGACAAGAAGAUGUUUGCUCAGUGAUUAGAUCAGUGUCCAUGUUAUUGUCCAGUGUUGCCCAGUGUUGUCCUGAACCGACUAGUUCAAUGUAUUUUUAAAUUCACAAGUGACUCGGAAAGUGAUUGAUAAUCGUUAUUAGUGUGUUUACUAAUUACUGAAAAGCCAUGUUUUGAAAAACACCAGCCUAGUCCUAAUGAACAUAUGAAAGGUUUUAGAUGGUCAUAUAACGUGUCAUAUAUUUGCAAAGAGCCUGGGCUCAGUUCCAGUAAUAGAAGUUUAAAGUCGCAAUAAGUUUCAGUAUUUUAUGGAGAGAGAAGUUCUGCUGUUGAAAUGCAUUAGAAAUUAGGACAAUUUCAGUUGUGAAUAUUUGCACUGCGUACGUAGUGGCGAACGUUUUUCAAAUAAGGUUCUUAUAAUGCAGGCAGAAGCAAAUUUUGCACAAGAGCAAACCAUUCAAUUUCAGUAUUUAAUGAGAAAUGGCCUUUGAAGUAUUUGCGAGAUUUGCAAUAAAUAUGCGGUGCUUUAUAAAAGCUGCAAAAAUGCACAAGAUGGCAUGCGGUCCAUGAAGUAGCGAAAGCACAAGAAAAAAAUAAACGACACGGGUCAGUCGUUCCAUUGAAGUCAACACUACAAAGCAGAAUAUGCCUCUGAUGGUUUAUGGUUUAUAUGUUGUGCCUAAUGCAUUGUGCAAUCAGUGUCUGUGUUUUGGAGAUGGAAAGCUGCAGCUGGGAUUUUACCUUCAGCUUUCUCAAGUGCUUUGAGAUUCCUGCUGCUGUCCUCUUUUUCAGCUCUGUUCCACCGCUGGGCUCACAUGUGGUUGCUAAAUGAAGACGUUUAAAUGAGUCAGUCCUCUCAGGAUGAACGGAGUCUAUAGAGGCUUUCACAGGAAGCUCUAAUGAAUCCUUUUUUUUUUUUUUUUUUUUUUUUUUAUACAAACACACCUGAUAUAAAGUUUGUUUUGUGUACGAAUGUGUUUCGUUCUGUCAAAUCACAAUAGCCCCGUUAGAGUCUUUCCUUAAAAUGCAGUUUGUAAGGCAAAACAAUUGCGCAUGUGUAGGUGACUAAAAUCACACAGUAAUGAAUAUUGUAAAUGUAGGAGGCCAUUCUUCUCUUUGUCAUGCUCCAAUAUUCGGAUAUUCCUCUGAGAGAGCUGAAUGUUUAAUUACACCGAGGAAGAAAGCUAUUUGCUUUGUGAUUGAUUAUUGUUUAUCUCGAAAUUAGACACAUGAAGUUGACUUCCGUUGGACUGAAAUUGUAUUGAAGUUUUCUUGUUGUAUCAGUGUUUUUUGGGGGAGGGGUUUACACAUUUGCCAUAAAAAUGCUUUUUUUGAUUAAAGGUAUUUUUAUACAUUAAAAUCAUCCCAUUUUUAUUAAC
Ictalurus furcatus (blue catfish) is the source of this 6762-nucleotide messenger RNA. RefSeq names its product ATP-binding cassette sub-family C member 5. Gene Ontology annotation, cellular component: membrane. Gene Ontology annotation, biological process: transmembrane transport. Gene Ontology annotation, molecular function: ATP hydrolysis activity; ABC-type transporter activity; ATP binding. Bases 1114 to 5313 code for a protein of 1399 amino acids. NCBI's taxonomy places the organism in Eukaryota, Metazoa, Chordata, Actinopteri, Siluriformes, Ictaluridae. The record is from RefSeq and is a predicted model, not a curated record. The transcript has 30 exons.